CCCUCGCUUAUAUAUACGCGUUGUCCACAAUUUAUCAAGCCCUCUUCCGCUCGCUAGCUCGCUCACUUAUCGCUGCUGCUGCUUCUCUUUUCUGUGUGGUUCAAUCCGAGAGAAACUCAGCAAUCAUGUUGGUCUAUCAAGAUUUACUCACCGGUGAUGAGCUUCUCUCGGAUUCAUUCCCAUACAAAGAAAUUCAGAAUGGCAUGUUGUGGGAAGUUGAAGGAAAGUGGGUUGUUCAAGGAGCUGUUGAUGUGGAUAUUGGUGCAAAUCCUUCUGCUGAGGGUGCAGAUGAAGAUGAGGGUGUUGAUGAUCAAGCAGUUAAAGUGGUUGACAUUGUUGAUACAUUUAGGCUUCAGGAGCAACCUUCUUUUGACAAGAAACAGUUUGUCACAUACAUGAAGAGGUUUAUUAAGUUGUUGACAGCUAAGUUGGAUGGGGAGAAGCAAGAGACUUUCAAGAAAAACAUUGAGGCAGCAACAAAGUUUCUGCUCUCUAAGCUUAGUGACCUACAAUUAUCUUUGCUUGUGUUGCAGUUUUGUGGGUGAGAGCAUGCAUGAUGAUGGCUCUCUUGUGUUUGCUUACUAUAAGGAAGGUGCCACUGACCCAACAUUUUUGUAUUUUGCCUAUGCCUUGAAGGAGGUCAAGUGCUAAGUAUGGAUACCCAGCUUCGAAGUGGGAGUUACUUGCUGUAUUUCUAGUUUUUAUCAUUGUGCCCUUUCAUUUGGUGCGUGAGGCUUUCAUUUUGGAUUUAAUUGGGGUUGAUUGGCUGUGACUUGCUAUUUUAUCAUGCGGAAUAUUUAUGUCUUUUGUUGACAAAUAAUUUAAUAUUUUUAUUGAGUGUAUUCCAAAAUUUAUCGCAAAA
Molecule: messenger RNA, 862 nt
Organism: Manihot esculenta (cassava)
Lineage: Eukaryota; Viridiplantae; Streptophyta; Magnoliopsida; Malpighiales; Euphorbiaceae
Product: translationally-controlled tumor protein homolog
Exons: 5
Coding region: 126-545 (139 amino acids)
Cellular component (GO): cytoplasm
Molecular function (GO): calcium ion binding
Source: RefSeq, a predicted model, not a curated record